UAUUUUAGAAUGUAAUAUAAGUAAUUGCCUCUUUUUAUUUUAAUUUGCUUAAAAUGUAAAAUUAUAAAUACCCUUAAAUUAUUUCAAACUUCUGCUUCGUUAUUAAAACAAAUAUAAGUAAUAAUUUAAAAAAAAAAUAUUUUUAUUUUGUAUCUUAGUGACAAGUAGAAUACAAACAGAACCAAUGAGAAAUGAAACCUUGCAAAAGAUUGUCGCACAAUUAGGUAAAUAAGCGAAUAAGUAAAUAUUCAAACAAAAAAAAUGAUAUUUCUUACUUGUGUUUAACGAUAAAACAUUCUUACUAAAGUAAAAAGGGCACAUUAGAUUUAGAAAUAGAAAGAUAAGCGAAAAAUGGAAAUCCACGAAGAGGAACACAUAUUAAGAUGUACUGAAAUGUUUAAUCAGUAUGAAGAAAUGAUUGAGUCGUUAUCACAAAACAUACAGUUUUAUCAGGAAGAGGUUCACACUCUUAAAGAAGAAUUAAAUCAUUUCAUACAGCAAAACAAAGAACUCUCCCUUAAGUUACAAGAAGAGCGCAAAGCUAAUUUACUACUUGAGAGCUUUAAAGAAAGAGACCAGUUUGAGAAUAAUAUAAUUAACAGUCUUAAAAGUCAAUUGGACUCCACAUUACAAGAAAAUCGGACAAUCACAGAAUUAUGGCAGUCAUCGUUGAAAACUAUAGACUGUUUGGAACAAGAAUUAAAUAUUUAUAGAGCUGAUAACGACGGCUUUGUUUCGCAACGUUUCUUAAAAUGUGAAAAAGAAAAAUAUGAUCAGGAACUACAAAGCUUGCACUCAGAUUUACAAAAUUUACAAGAAAAAUUAAAAGAAACAAUUCAAUUACAUACAGAUGCGCUAAAGGCAAAAAAUGAAGAGUUAUAUCUUGUGUCUGAAGAAAAUAAAAACGUGAAACAGCAAAUCGACGAUUUUAAAAGUGAAAUGAAUGAACUACGAAAACGACAGAUUGGAUUAGACUCAAUACAGGAACGCUUCACGCAAGUGUUGAAUGAAAAAUUACGCCAAAUAGACAACUAUAAGAAAAACGAAGCAGCAAUAAAAAUAAAAAUGAACGAAGCACUUGUUGUGGCUGAGCGGGCUGUAGUUGAGAGAGAUGCUGCUAUAUUAAGGGAAACACAAACAAAAAACGAAGUAGAAAAGUUAUCGCAAUAUUUUGAACAAAGUCGCAAGGAAAUGGAUCUGAACAUGGCAAACCAAAUAAAAGAUCUCGAAAAGUUGUAUGAAGAAAAGGGAAAAGUAGCAAAUGAAGAAAUUAAGGCACUAAAAGAUGAAUUAGCAACAAAAUCCCUUCAACUAGAAAAAUUUAAAAACGAAUGCGAAAUUCUCCAUGAAGAAGUAAAACGCAUUAGACAAGGAAAUGCCUACAUUGAUGAAACAAAUACCUCAAGACUACUUAUUCUAGAAAAAAAUAUGGAAGCAACCUUCCAAAAAUUGCUUAUUUCAGAAAAAAAGGGCCUUCAGUUGGCUGCAGAAAGAGAUAGUGUUAAAGCAGAUCUGGAGCAAAUGGUAAACAUGUAUCAUAAUGACAUGAAGAGCAAAGAAAUUGAAAAAACGGCCAUGCAAAAGAAAAUGAUAUCCUUACAAAACGAACUCGAAAUGAACAGAAAUAAUGUAAUGGUUAUAACAGAAAAGUUAGAAAAACUAGCAACUGAAAUAGACAAACUUACGGUUGAAAAUAAAAAAUCCUUACAUGUAAAGGACCAAAGAAACCAAAAAACACUAAAUGAAAUGAAAGAAAUGCAGGACAAAUUUGAAAAAAUUCAGGACAUUACACGGAGACAUUUGGAUCUGCAACAAGAAAUAAAUAAAAAAUGGCAAAAGGGAAUAGAGGAAACAACUAGAAAGUUCGAAGAAAGGAUAAAUGAGUUGAAAAGGGAAAUUCGUCAUUUAAAAGCAACGAACAAUCACUUAGAACAAGCUCUGCUAAUUGCUAAUGCAACCAUGGAAGAAUAUAAGAAAUUUUAUGACCAAAUGUGUGGAGUUGCUCAAAACAUUGCUGAAAUAGCCGAUGCUCCUACUGAAACUUGAUAUACAACCAUUU
Molecule: messenger RNA, 2059 nt
Organism: Agrilus planipennis (emerald ash borer)
Lineage: Eukaryota; Metazoa; Arthropoda; Insecta; Coleoptera; Buprestidae
Product: tropomyosin-1, isoforms 9A/A/B-like
Exons: 8
Coding region: 352-2046 (564 amino acids)
Biological process (GO): clustering of voltage-gated sodium channels; cilium assembly
Cellular component (GO): centriole
Source: RefSeq, a predicted model, not a curated record